Molecule: messenger RNA, 813 nt
Organism: Aspergillus uvarum CBS 121591
Lineage: Eukaryota; Fungi; Ascomycota; Eurotiomycetes; Eurotiales; Aspergillaceae
Exons: 1
Coding region: 1-813 (270 amino acids)
Source: RefSeq, a predicted model, not a curated record
AUGAACUACAAGCGUCAGAAGGCCCCGGCUUUGGCGCCAGCCCUCUCACCCGAGGACGCCGACCUCCCUGGGGGCCAACACCUGCCCCUGUACAAUCUCACCUCAAUCCGACUAGAGCUCCUGUGCUGGCCCGUUUCCCUCAUCUGCCUGGUCCUAGUGCUACCGAUGUCCAACAACCUACCCCCGAUCAGCCCCAGCGUGGAGCCCGCCGCGCUAGCCCGCCACUACGCGGCGCACGAGGACGGCUUCCGGGCGGGGGUUGUCCUUACCCUCCUGUCCGGGGCCAACUACCCAUUCUACGGGAUCGGGGUCAGCAACAUUUUAGUCCGUAUCCCCGGGGUGAAUCCGGUCAUGGUGAUGACGCAGGCGGCGGCGGGGGUUGUGGUGGGUGCGUGCUUCAUGUUCUGCGGCAUCUUCCUGGCGCCCAUCAGCUUCCGCCCAGACCGCGACCCUGCCCUGAUCCAGCUCCUCAGCGAUCUGGGCUGGCUGUUCUACAUGCUGUUUCUCCCCGUCAUGUACGUGCAGGACUUCUUGAUCACCUCCCUCAUUUUCUCGGACCGCCGCCCGAUUCCGCUCGUGCCGCGCUGGCUAGCCUGGGUCAACUGUGUCCUCCCUCUGGGCUGGUUCGGCGGCUUCGGCGUCCACUUUGUGCAUUCCGGCCCCUUUGCGUGGAACGGCGCCAUCAGCUUCUGGCUGGCGAGUGCCUCCUACGCCGUUCAGAUUGCUACUAAUCUGCCCGUCUUGUGGAUUGCGGCGGGAAAGAUCCCGCCUGGGGGGUUGAUGACUGUUGAAGGCGCUCAGAGCACUUUCUAG